AUGAUUGGAUUUAAACCUACUAUCCUCGCAACUGUUUUGACUGGGAUUGGGCUGGCGUCCGCCGCUAAGGACCCUGAGAUUUGGGGUUUUGGCACCAAGACGACUGGUGGGCGUGGUGCACCUCCAUCAAGCACCUAUACCGUGAAGAAUUUCAACGAGUUCAAGACGGCUCUGAACAACAGGGGGAAACCCCACUCUCCCAAGGUUAUUUACAUCGAUGGCGCUAUCUCCGGGAACUACCUUCCCAAUGGCCAGGUGGCUACUGAAAAGUACUAUUCGAAUGGCACUGUUUACUCCUGGCAAAACUACCUUGAUUCUUUCAAUCAAACUCUCCUAAACCAACUCAAGGCCUCAUCGGAUCCAACAGAUCAGGCCCGACUCCAGGUCCUCCAACUUCAGGAAUCUGCGAGAUACAACUCUUCCCUCGUACAAACUGCUCAAAUCUCAAUCAAGAUUGGCAACAAUACGAGCAUUAUCGGUAAACCGAAGCGAAAAAAACAGGUUGCUCGCCUAGAAGAUAUCGCUAUCGCUAUCAACCAAACCAACAACGUCAUCAUGCAGGAUUUCGAGGUUUACGCUCCAAUUGAUUUGUUUCCCGAAUGGGAUCCCACCGAUGGCUCUACUGGGAAUUGGAACUCUCGCUACGACGCGAUCGGAGUAGUCACUUCAACCAACGUGUGGUUUGACCACUUGACUAUCUCGGACGGGCUCCAUCCCGAUACGGAAGCGCCGACAAUCUUCGGCAAGAAGGUUCAACGUCAUGACGGUGCCAUUGAUAUUACGGAGGGUGCCGACCUAAUCACUAUGUCCCAUUGCCUGGUCUACAACCACGACAAGUCUCACUUGGUCGGGAACAACGAUGCCAAUAAUCUUGGACCUGGUGAUAUUGGCCGCCUCCGCGUUUCCUUCCACGCCAAUGCUUGGUUGAAUUCGCUGCAGCGCUCACCUCGUCUCCGUUUCGGCAAAGCCCACGUUUUCAACAACUACUAUAAAGCUAGCUUGCUUGAUCCCGAAGAGAAAUUGCAAUAUUUCCUUGGCAUGGGUAUUGAGAGUUCGAUUCUGUCAGAGGCCAAUGUAUUCGAGAUUGAGGCCAAGAAUAAGACGGAUGCAGUCAAUGCGGUUAUUGGGCAGUACAAAGGAUACCGCCUUAAGGACAAUCGAUCUUGGGUGAACGGUGAUUUUGCCAACAUCGAAGCUGUUGCUAAGUCAAAGUACGAUACUGCUAAAGCUGCUGAGAUUGCCGCUGCCGCUGCUGCCGGGCGCGCAGUUGCUGAGUGGGCAACACACAACUUUACCAAUGAACUCUUUAAACCAGACUACUUCUAUCGAUUGAAGAAGGCCGAGGACGUCAAGAAAUACGUACUUGCCAACGCGGGUGCUGGUAAACUUUAA
Molecule: messenger RNA, 1392 nt
Organism: Rhizoctonia solani
Lineage: Eukaryota; Fungi; Basidiomycota; Agaricomycetes; Cantharellales; Ceratobasidiaceae
Product: pectate lyase
Exons: 6
Coding region: 1-1392 (463 amino acids)
Molecular function (GO): pectate lyase activity
Source: RefSeq, a predicted model, not a curated record